GGAAAACACCUGCGGAUAUCUCUCUCGUCAAAGUUUACACUCCGUCCGUUCUGUUCUUUUAUCUGUGGUUUUGGGUUGGUCUUUUCGGUUCUUUUUGCUCGUUGAUUCAUAAGCGGAUGACGACUAACGGGUUUUUCGCUUUUAUUUCGUUAUUUUCUCGCUUAUAAGUGCACACGAAUGCGUUUACGUUUAAAGCAUGCAGUAUUCAUAAUUACAAGUGAUACUGGACUCAAUUAAAAAGUCUUUAGGAAAAAAUGGCUGUUCUGGUCCUCUUGUUAUUUUUGGCUUUUGGAAAUAGCCAAUUUACCCAAGAUACUACAGAAUCCACUUCUAGACUUCCAUGGAAUCGUUAUGAUGAUCGGGAUCCUAAUGCAGGCUAUGGAUUUCGAAAUUCUUUAGGUCAAACUGAUAAUGUUAUAAUUAAAGAUGCCACAUACUUUAUAGUUGCAUCUCGUAUGGUUAGGCCAGGCCAGAUUUAUCAAGUUGCUGUAAACAUUCUUGACAGCCCAUUACCUAUGAUAGUGCGCUCAUCUAUUCAACGCAAUGGCGUAGAAAUUGCGGCAGCUUAUCAAGAAGUGAAAGAGGGUAUACCGGAAACUCUAAAACUGCGUAUGCCACCUACUUCUGUAAGUGGUGACUAUAAACUACGUGUAGAGGGAACAUACAAUAAUCUGAGAGGUGGCCAAGCUUUUCUGAAUGAAACCAAAUUAAUAUUUUCACAACGUUCCAUGACCAUUUUCAUACAAUUGGACAAACCUAUGUACAUGCAAGGCGAUACAGUGCGAUUUAGAACAAUUCCAAUAGACACAGGAUUGAAGACAUACAACAAUCCUGUGGAUAUAUUUAUGUUGGAUCCAUACAGAAGAAUUAUGAGAAGAUGGCUCAGUCAGCAAAGCAAUCUUGGUACAGUAUCACUAUCAUAUCAAUUGUCUGAUCAACCGAUCUUUGGAGAAUGGAUUGUGCAAGUAAUAGCACAGAAUCAAGUGGAAGAAAAAAAAUUUCUAGUAGAAGAGUAUUAUCAAACGCGUUUUGAGGUCAAUGUUACAAUGCCAGCGUUUUUCUUUGACAACGAUCCUUUUAUCUAUGGUAUUGUUCAAGCGAAUUACACUUCUGGCGCACCAGUGAAAGGCAAUUUAACCUUGAAAGCCAGUUUCAAGCCAUUAAGAAGAACACAAAAUCCAUCUGUGGAAGUUGAACCGGUUGAAAGAUAUUUUAACUUCAAUGAAUACUAUCCGUCAUGGUUUAGAGUACUUGAUUGGUACGAAGAGAAAGUACCAGUGCUUAGAUUUUUUAAUGGAACAUAUCAUUUCCAAUAUCCCAUGAACGAAUUACUGGGUUUUGUUCCGUCAGUUUCGUCCAGCGAUGGAAUAGAGAUUACUGUGAUUGCAACAGUUGGCGAAAGAUUUUUGGACGAGGUGGUUGUCGGCUAUUCUACGUCGAGAGUAUUUAAUUCUACCACGAAGAUUCAUUUUCUCGGCGGCAGUCCGCAGGUCUUCAAACCAGCGAUGCCAUUCACGCUAAAUCUGGUCGCGUCCUUCCACGACAAUUCGCCAUUACGACUUACACAACUGAGAAACUCUAUAAUGGAGAUCCGUGCGGAUAUUGAGAUGCGAAACGGACGUCGUAAUAUUGACACACAUGUUCUAAAAGCGUCACCGGAACAUGAAGAUGUGUGGUCCAUAAAAAUGGACCUGAGAAAAGAGCUCGGAUUGGAGCGCGAUGCUGAUCGCGCCAAACAGGUUCUGAACGAUAUCACUUCUAUGAGAAUCUAUGCGCAUUUCAUUGACGGCGAGGGUUCCAGGACGCAAACUGAAUUGUUGCUGCUCGCUCACGAGUCUCCGAAUAUGAGGCACAUCAAGAUAUCAACGUCCACCGAGAAGCCGAGAGUUGGCGAAUACAUGGUGUUCCAUGUGCAAACUAACUAUUACAUUGAAAUCUUUAAUUACAUUAUAAUGUCCAAAGGUACAAUACUUCUGACUGGAGAAGAGAAUAUGCAACACGAUAUAAAAACCUUUGCGAUUCCCCUAAGUCCUGAAAUGGCUCCCGUUGCAACAGUGGUGGUCUAUAAAGUUGGUCGUUACGGCGAGGUCGUGGCGGACUCGAUGACAUUCCCGGUGAACGGCAUUUCUCGUAAUAAUUUCACCGUAUUCAUCAACAACAAAAAGGCGAGAACAGGUGAGCAAGUCGAAGUGGCUAUUUACGGUGAACCCGGAGCCUACGUCGCGCUUUCAGGUAUCGAUCGUUCAUUUUAUACUAUACAAGCGGGUAACGAGCUGUCGUACGCGAAUGUAAUUGCAAAAAUGACUCACUUUGGCGAGGACACCAACGGUACUCACUUGCACACCUGGAAAUACCACUCCGGUGAUCCGGACGAAAUUGUGUACUUCCCGUCGUCCACUUUCGGCAUCGACGCCAAUCGCACGUUUGAGUAUAUCGGACUGGUCGUUUUUACGGACGUUGCGAUACACCGACGACCUGAUAUCUGCAACAUUACUCAAGGAUUCGGCGAGUGCUUAACCGGCCGUUGUUACAAACUGGAGAAAAGAUGCGACGGUGUGUUCGACUGCGAGGACGGCACGGACGAAACGCGAUGCGUCGAACAAAACGCCACCGAUUUAGCAGAAUUCCGCAAGUGGCGCUUUAACCGGAUUCAGAGGCAUUACGAGAACGUUUGGCUGUGGAAAGACAUCAAUAUCGGUCCGCAUGGACGACAGAUAUUUAAUGUGAAUGUACCGCGAAGACCGGUUCACUGGAUGAUCACUGCAUUUAGUAUAUCGCCCAGCAUCGGUUUUGGUAUGUUGCCGAAGGCGUUGGAGUAUACCGGAAUUUUGCCGUUUUAUAUAAAUGUGGAGAUGCCGACUAACAGUAAACAAGGUGAACAGAUUGGUAUUCGUGUGUCUGUUUUUAAUUAUAUGCGUUUUAACAUCGAAGCGACAGUAGUAUUGGCUGAUUCCAAAGACUAUAAGUUUGUCCAUGUUGAGGACAAAGGCAUCGUACAGUCGUAUAAGCCGCGUACAUCUUUCGGCGAGCAUCAGUUCUUUAUCUGGAUACCUGCUCAGGAUGCUAGCAUCGUUUAUCUGCCUAUUGUGCCAGUUAGACUCGGUGACAUUAAAGUUCACGUUUACGCGAUGACUUUAAUUGGCAGAGAUUCGGUGAUUCGCAAUCUGCAUGUCGAAGCCGACGGGAUUCCGCAAUAUCGGCACCAAUCUAUUCUACUGGAUCUCAGUAAUCGUGCUUAUUACUUCCAAUAUAUGCACGUAAAUAUCACAGAAACACCGAUUAUACCUUAUGACGAGAAUCGUUACUACGUGUUCGGAUCUAACAAGGCAACGAUCAGCGUGGUCGGUGACGUGAUUGGACCGAUCUUCCCGACGAUGCCGGUAAACGCGACGAGCCUCAUGAAUCUGCCAAUGGAUUGCGCUGAGCAAAAUAUGUUCAGCUUUGCCGUCAAUAUGUACACCACGUUGUUUAUGCGUCAGAUCAAUCAACGCAAUCGUACGCAAGAAAAGGAGAGCUUCUACUACAUGAAUAUUGCUUAUCAACGACAACUAUCGUUUAUGAAUAAGGACGGAUCUUUCAGUUUUUUCCGUGCUGAUUGGAACCAAUCAAUGUCGAGCGUCUGGCUGACAGCGUUUUGCGCACGGAUUCUCCGGGAGGCCAGUUUCUACGAGUGGGAAAGUUAUCUGUACAUCGAUCCUGGAGUGAUUACGCAGGCAGUUUCCUGGAUAUUGAAACACCAGACGCCAGAAGGCUCGUUCUACGAAGUGACCUGGUUACCGGAUCGGAAAAUGAACAGUUCCUUGAACUACGAAAACGACGAAAUCACUCAUCGAAACAUCACUCUUACUGCUCACGUACUCAUCACGCUGGAACGCGUAAAGGAUCUUGCUCAGGCUGGUGGCCUGGGUUCUCAAGUGGCUUUGGCCGCGCUCAACGCAGUCAGAUGGUUGGAGAGAAAUCUAAAACUGUUAGAAUUAUAUGGCAAGCCUUACGAAGUAGCGAUAGUAUCUUACGCGCUGUUGUUAGCACAAUCCUCGAGUUCCGAGCAUGCCUUCACCAUUCUGACGACACACGUGAGAAAAGAGGGCGAAUUCGCAUAUUGGGGCAGAGAGUAUGUGCCACCUCCUCCGCAAAAGUACGAGAAUCAGAGGCCUUUUUUGCUACCGCGCUUACCCUAUAAGUAUGACUCGGAAAACAUAGAGACAACCGCGUACGCGCUACUCGUGCACGUUAUCCGUCAGGAAAAAGCCGAACUCCUCGAACCGAUAGUAAAGUGGUUGAACGCGCAAAGACUAACGGACGGCGGAUGGGCCUCUACUCAGGACACCGUUUGGGCAAUGAGCGCGCUGGCAGCUUACAGCGAAAAAACAAGAUUCAGAGACGUCAGUUCACUCACGAUAACUGUAGACGCUACCGCUUUACCGGGACAGACAAAAACGUUGUUUUUAAACAGGAACAAUUGGGCGAGGCUUCAGACCAUUGAGAUACCAGAAGCAUGGGGAACCGUAAAAGUGGAUGCAAAAGGUGCGGGAUACGCCAUAUUGCAGAUGCACGUGCAAUACAAUGUAGAUAUAAAGAGAUUCCAGACGGAACCACCAGUUAAAGCCUUCGAUUUGAUCACCAGAGCAAAUUUCCAUGGAAGAAAUCAGUCUCACAUCUCGUAUCUUAGUUGUCAAAGGUGGACAAACGUCGACGAAUCCACGCGUUCUGGUAUGGCUGUGUUAGAUGUAACAAUACCGACCGGAUACAUAAUACAGCAACAGGUUCUGGACAGAUACAUUUUGUCGAAGCGAGUGAGAAAUCUCCAGAGAGCGCGUUUUCUCGAGAAGAAAGUGCUCUUCUAUUUUGAUUAUUUGGACAGCGAGGAGACAUGCGUGAAUUUCACGGUGGAACGCUGGUAUCCGGUCGCAAAUAUGUCACGAUAUCUUCCCAUUCGUGUUUACGAUUACUAUGCGCCAGAACGUUUCAACGAAACUAUAUUUGACGCACUGCCUACGUACACUCUAAACAUAUGCGAAGUUUGCGGCAGCUCACAAUGUCCCUACUGCCCUAUUUACAAUACAGCUGCGCUUUUAACCACACCGGCAGGUAUUGUGCUAAUCACGUCGCUGGUUGUCACAAUAACGAGGUAUUUCCGAACGCAGCAAAUUAGCGACGGCUAGCGAUAAUGUGAAUAGCAAACAAAUAUUCAAGUUAUUUUUCAUUUUUUUUUUUUUUUUAUUGAUACGAAUGGCGGCCUUUGCUAGUAAAGCACAAAUACGCGGACGAUAAUCAAAACGCGAUAUGUUCGUGAAUUUCGUUCUUUAAGAUCUGAGAAUUUAAUUCAAAACUUUAUAAAUAAAUAGAUAUAAUUUUAUACGUGUGUAUGAACAAACUCAUGCACAUAAAACAUAUUGCGUGGAAUAGUUUCAUUGUGAAUGAAAUAAUUUACGCUACGAGCAAUUUAUUUCCAAAGUGAGAACAAAUAUUUCUAACUAAUAAUUUCAAAUGGUUUUGUCGUAAUACUCGAGCUGACAUCUACUUUGCUUUGUACGAUUACCACAUAUAAUUCAGAGUAGAGUGUAUCUUAUAAUUAAACUUGUUUAUAACUUUUUUAAUAUAUUUUUUAAUAUAUUUUUUGUAUAAAUUUUCAUAUGUUAUCACACACAGACGAUAUUUUUGAAAAAUUAUGGCUACAUUGUGUGCGUGUAUGUGUGUAUGUGUGUGUGCAGUGAUGCGUAAGAACAGUUAAUACUUUCUUAUCUGCCCGCGAAGACUGUUGUAUAAUAGAAGAAAGACAUGUUAAUUUAGUUUGGACUGCAAAACGCACACAAAACUUACUACGAUAUAUAAGAUUGAUGAUCAAAAACAAUUAUCUUUCGUUUUUGAUAAAAUUUUUCACAUUUCUAUGAUUACGUAUAUAUAUACAUAUAUAUAUAUGUAUAUAUAUAUAAUUUAUUCUGUUUAUUUAAAUUUUAGAACACAUGCAAUUUUUUCUGUUUUUCUACACACAAUUAGAGGGCAUUUGUACUCUCGGAGACAAAGCAUCUCAAGUACAAAUCAGUGUAAUAGUAGCCGACGCGAGCUCCGUCGGCCAUACUAUUAACCAUCAUCACCAAAACAAUUACAAAAGUAACAAGUGUUCAUAAAAAUUAAACGAGUACAUGCAUAGAAUGAGUAUAUUAAGUAUUAUUUUUAUAUUUAACUACUUAUUGCUUCUUAUUUGUUUAAUCUUCUUUUUUUUUAAUGAAGAUUUUACUUAUCUUAAAUUCCGUCCCUUUUAUUCGAGUUUUUCGUAAUGAAGUUACCUGCAAAUGACACUUUAUAUUGUUUACUAUAAUAAUCGUGAUUUUAUUAGAAAACACACAAACCUUUCUGUUCUAUUGUGUUAUUUGAAUUCUUUUCAGGAGAUAUUAAAAAGAUGUUUCAAAAAGAGAUAUAUUUAAACAAAACAUAAAUGAUCAGCAAAAUUUGUAAAUAGUAGAGCAUAAGAGUAGAGAUCUGUAAAACCUGACUACCAUUUCUGUUUGUUCAGAUUCUUUGAAUUUUAAUCAAGUCCUAAUGUUUCCGCAGACAGAUGGGAGAGACAAUUAUAAUUAUAAUGUUAAUAUACAUUUAUUUAAUUUAUUUAAUUUAUAAAUUUAUAAUGUUAAUAUUA
Pseudomyrmex gracilis is the source of this 6637-nucleotide messenger RNA. It is a transcript of the gene Mcr, whose product is annotated as CD109 antigen. The transcript is spliced from 6 exons. Gene Ontology annotation, cellular component: extracellular region. The record is from RefSeq and is a predicted model, not a curated record. Gene Ontology annotation, molecular function: protein binding; endopeptidase inhibitor activity. Bases 255 to 5162 code for a protein of 1635 amino acids. NCBI's taxonomy places the organism in Eukaryota, Metazoa, Arthropoda, Insecta, Hymenoptera, Formicidae.